AUGCGAGAUGCUGUCCGGCCGUCGCAUGACGCCUGCACGGCUGACAUCGCCUACGCGCCUACGCCGCGCGCUGUCAGCGCGCGCCUACCAGCCACCCUGACCAACCUCGACCACCUCCGCUUCCCGUUCUCUCGUGCGCCCUCACCGCCGCAUGGCUUUCAACAGGCUGUCUUCGUUCUUCAGGAUCGCGAUCAAGCGUCGUCGCGGACCCGCAAGCCUCUUGCACGUCGAGAUGGCAAAUCGCUCAACAGCACUGCCCCGCCUCCUCCCCCCAUAACCUUGCGACUUCCGCCCGAACUUGACCGCCAAUGGCUGCUCAACCGCUGGACGCCCUACUCGUCCAUCCGAGCACACGAGCUCGGGCGCAACACGAUCAUACCCGCUCGAUCAAGGUUCUCCCCCCCGGACGAGACUGGGACAGGUUCAGCUCGUCCUCUUGCAGCAACAAUUCAGGCUUGUCGACGGGCUCGGGCUUUCGCUGUUGCUCGCCUCCCUUUCUCGACAACCUCAAAGCUCACGACAUUCUAG
Molecule: messenger RNA, 528 nt
Organism: Rhodotorula toruloides NP11
Lineage: Eukaryota; Fungi; Basidiomycota; Microbotryomycetes; Sporidiobolales; Sporidiobolaceae
Exons: 2
Coding region: 1-528 (175 amino acids)
Source: RefSeq, a predicted model, not a curated record